AUGAUAACUCCUGUUGCUGCGAUAACGGCGCUCCACUCCCUGCUCACGACCACUCUUCCCAGAGAAUGGACCGACAAAUGCUUUCUUGCAUAUCUCGUGCUGAUAUCUAGGUCUCCUGAACGGGAUCAACGCUGGGUUUACGAUACAAACCAUGUGAUCAAGUCAUUGGAGCAGCGUGGAUAUCCAUCAUUCGGCCCAACGACUGCUCAAGCCGCUGUCCUAUGUCUUUGGAAAUUGAGCGCCCUCGCAAUCGAGAAGGGUGACUACAGACUUGCGGCGGGUUGGCUUCGCAUUUGCAACGAUCCCAAGAUUUCUGCGAACUGCAAUCAAGAUACCCGGUACCGUAUCGCGAGGAAAGCGUUGGCGUGCUAUGUGGAGAUUGGAAGCCUGGCCUCGGCCCGUGAUAUACUGAAUUACGGAUUGACCCAAGGUCCGUUUGACUGCAAGAGAGUGUACUUGGAGUACAGGCUGGCUAUGAUGGAGGGACAAGACCUCUCGGAUCCACCGGUCCCGAAAAAGCAGGCGUGUCUCCUCUCAUGCGCUUUGGCAGCUCAGCUGCAAAACAAACCAGAGGAGUUUAUGAGCUGUCUGGGGCAGUUGGUAAAGUGCUCACAUGCGGGAGGCAUUCACCAUCCGGGGUUUUCACCCGCUGAGCAUCAUAUGUUCUUGAUAUGCCUAGUGCUAAGUGAGCUGGCGAAGUACCGUAAUGACGAAUUCCACCUUCGCGUCAACGAAGUGCUGGCAAACGCACUGCAAUAUGCAAGAGAGUACAGUGGCUACGACGGUGGGGACCGUCAAGUCUGGAUCACACAGCUACAAUGGUUCUAUCAAGCAAGCUAUCGUGUGGCCGUGCAACUUGCCCACCACCAAAACGUUGAAGUGACUUUGCAGGCAUUGAGAUACUCGCAUGAGUUCACGCUCCUCUAUCGUCGAGUUGCCGGAAUUGAGGGCAGGCUUAAAGUGCCUCGCCCACACUUCUUCUUGAUUAACUUUGUCCGUCUCAUCACUUAUGCCGACGGAGCUCGAUUUUCCAGCGACCAGGAAAAGAAGAGAAGUUACUAUACGAGCCUGCGCGCAGUCUUCAAUACUUUGAGUACUUUGUUUGGUUGGGUAGAUGGACAAGAGGCCUCAACUGAGGCCUCGGCUUCCAUUGAAGAAAACCAGUAUUUCUUGGGAGCUUUUUUCAACUUUGAGGCUACUGUCCAGCUCGGUCUCUGGGAAGAACUGCGCGAAAUCUGCCGCAACCGUCAUAAAUUCCCUAAGACUCGGUAUUACCAUCAUAUGCUCGAUAUGAUUCUCCAACCCGGCACUCCAGCCGCAAUCCAAAUCAAGGUCUUGAAGCGAAUUGUCUUCGACAUAGUCAGCUUCGUAACGGGAGGCUCGUCGGAUACUGCCUAUUAUCUUUCCAAAAUACCUCGCUACCUUUACUGUAUGUUCUUGAUUGCCACAUCGUCUGAACCUGCGGGGACCGAAUUGGCAGAUGGAGCUGUGAUGACCGACUUUCUGCUUGCCGAGAAAGUGCUCGAUCAGAUACACACAAUGGCGGAACGUGAGGCAAGCAAGGACGAUAAUGAUGACGGCAAGUUUCAAGUUUACCAAACGGAGACUGAGCACUAUUUCAUUGGCGGAAAGAACCCCUUCCCAUCUCUAGAGCUGGAACAGGUUGCACGCUUGGCCUUCAAUAGGGCUGCUGAUUUCUACUCCACUGGUGAAGACGAAAUAUGCUUCCGCUGGGCGCAUAAGGCUAUCGAUCUUGCUCGGCUUGUUCCAGGUGUGGCGGGCGAGACACUUGUUCAGGAAUUGGAGGAACGGCUGGAGCUUCUGGACUAA
Penicillium olsonii is the source of this 1830-nucleotide messenger RNA. The record is from the annotation of a GenBank genome assembly. NCBI's taxonomy places the organism in Eukaryota, Fungi, Ascomycota, Eurotiomycetes, Eurotiales, Aspergillaceae.